Messenger RNA from Monosiga brevicollis MX1, 4638 nucleotides. RefSeq lists its product as uncharacterized. Gene Ontology annotation, cellular component: cytosolic small ribosomal subunit; ribosome. Lineage: Eukaryota; Choanoflagellata; Craspedida; Salpingoecidae. The transcript has 18 exons. Gene Ontology annotation, molecular function: chromatin binding; structural constituent of ribosome. The record is from RefSeq and is a predicted model, not a curated record. The coding region runs from base 1 to 4494 and encodes 1497 amino acids. Gene Ontology annotation, biological process: translation.
AUGAGAGCCUCACAACACCUCACCGCCAAAUACGACAAGAAGCGCCACUACGACAACGACGGCGCUUUGUUCACUACUACUGUUGUAUUCGUGUGUUGCUGUAAAAGGCUGACAUGUGAAGUUGUUGUAAAACACUGUUGUUCCCUUUUCUCAAACUCUCAAGUCUCUCUCAAGCUCUCCCUUCUCUCUCUCUCUCUCUCUCUCUCUCUCUCUCUCUCUCUCAAGCUCUCUCUCUCUCUCUCAAGCUCUCUCUCUCUCUCUCAAGCUCUCUCUCUCUCUCUCAAGCUCUCUCUCUCAAGCUCUCUCUCUCAAGCUCUCUCUCUCAAGCUCUCUCUCUCAAGCUCAAGCUCUCUCAAGCUCAAGCUCUCUCAAGCUCAAGCUCUCUCAAGCUCAAGCUCUCAAGCUCAAGCUCUCUCAAGCUCUCUCAAGCUCUCUCUCUCUCUCUCAAGCUCUCUCUCUCUCAAGCUCUCUCUCUCUCUCUCUGUCAUCUUUGUAACGAUCAGCAAGUCGGGUUCGACAGGACGGCAGUGUAUCGGUUGCUGGCCUGCUCGUCGGGUCAUUGCAUUUGCUGGUGCUGAACUGGGAGUGGCCCCGACCUUUGCCGGUCAGCGAGGGCAAAAGAUUGGGGUGGUGACACAGCACCUCUCGCAGCACGAGAAUCAGGCCAUGGGGACGACUCCCAAAAUGACAAAUCCAUCGGUGACCCUCGUCAUGCUUCUGACCCCGAUGCCACCGCGCGAGCUGAACAUGCCCUCCCCCAAAAGGUCUGCCACAAGCCAGCCCACUUCCACGCAUGCCCACAACGAUGGGGCGCGCCAUGGCAGCGAGCACCGUAGUCCUGCCCAUCAAAAGCGGCCUGCUGAAACCCGCGCCGAAGUGCAGCACCAACCCCAGGCGUCCGAUGCCAACAAUGCGAGCGCAGCAGCAGAAGCAGCAAACAACAAAGCAGCCAAGCCCUCGCCACCAACGACCACCUGGAUGCCUUGUCAGCCCGUAUCCAAAGGCUUUGCCAUGUUCGUCUCGAAAACCGUGGAUCUGAUCAAUGCCGAGUCCCAUAGUCGGCUUACUGAGGGUGUAAAGAUGAACUGGCUCAAGGCCGAUGUCGAUACGCUACAAGCCAUCGAGCGCAAUUGGUACCAUGCCAUUGAUGACAAAGAACGACAGAUGUUCGAGUCGAGUGCUGGGGAGAGCGCCUUUGAACAAUUUUGUAACGCCUACGACAUCACGUACCUGCCAACACAACCCCACGCCGAUGACACGAGUCACCGACGGGCACGCGCUCGGCGCCGUGGUGCCCCGAGUCGCAGCCGUGCUUCAGAUACCAGUGGCCGAACAAGUCAGCAAGACAAUGUGCCACGAGACCUUCUGCCCGCUCAGCGGCAACCCAUGCAUGCCGCGGGUAACCCACUAGCUCACAAGCCCACGCCGGCAAAUAUCACAUCUAACUCGUCGAUGCCGGGCCAGAUGCUAUCUCAAAUGGCCAUGACAAGCAUGCCGUCGCAAGCUCAAUCAAUGGCGCACUGGUGGUCGGGUGGGCGCUUGCCCAUGCAAGCGACCAAGCCAGUGGAUGCAGCAGCUGCGGCGGCUGCAGCCAUGAGCAUGUCCCAGCUCAUGGUCCCCUACAUGCCUCAGCAAAUGGGCUGGGGAAUGUCGGACUUGUCAUACAAUCCCGCCGCUAUGGCAUUGCAAGCACCGCAGACCACAUCCAUGGCCACCUGGCACCACCCCAAACCGGAUAUGAUCGAGCCAAACCAACAUGCCUCUAAACGGGCCAAGCGGGGCUCGGCCGAGAUGGGGUCUGUCCUUAUCUCAGGGAUUGAAGCGGAGGCUCCAGCACUGCGCAACCACUGCUAUCAAUUUGCCAUUAUGACGCGGACGACCGUUGAGCAUGUAGUAACCGCCAGCAUGGACCGCGACACUUUCUUUGAGAUGGUGAGCCGUUACGGCACAGAAGAAGUGGAGAUUAUCCGCUGUCGCUGCCAGAUCAAUCUUGAAGAGGGCGAGAUGAUUCGCUGUGCCAGCUGCUCCAUGUGGCAACACUGUGGAUGCAUGGAGCUGAUUAGUAGUGCACAAGCCAACUAUCAAUGCGAGCUCUGCAAACCGCGCUUGCUGAAACGAGCACUUUGCUCACGCUCGUGCAUGUAUGUGUGUGUGUCUCUGUCUGUGUCUCUGUCUGUGUCUCUGUCUGUGUCUCUGUCUGUCUCUCUCUCUCUCUCUCUCUCUCUCUCUCUCUCUCUCUCUCUCUCUCUCUCUCUCUCUCUCUCUCUCUCUCUCUCUCUCUCUCUCUCUCUCUCUCUCUCUCUCUCUCUCUCUCUCUCUCUCUCUCUCUCUCUCUCUCUCUCUCUCUCUCUCUCUGUGUCUGUGUCUCUGUGUCUCUGUGUCUCUGUGUGUGUCUCUCUCUCUCUCUCUCUCUGUCUGUGUCUGUGUCUGUGUCUGUGUCUGUGUGUCUGUGUGUCUGUGUGUCUGUGUGUCUGUGUGUCUGUGUGUGUGGGGGCAUGCCUUAUGGCGCAGGACAUUAUUCAAGACACGCGAGACUAUGUGCAGUAUCGUGUCAUUCACUCGGGCACGGCCAAACGUAUCGGGCUGGGAGAUUAUGUUUAUGUGCGCCCGGGAGUCUUUCGACAUACGGGCCAACGCAACUCGCCCGACAACGACUUGCAAGUUGUGCAGGUGAUAGGCAUCUCACACAAUGCGAUCGACCACAGCCUGCAGUUGAAAGUGGUGCGCUUCAUGCGACCGCAGCAUCUGCGCAAAGCCGGGCAGCUUGAGUAUUUUGAGAACGAGCUGUACCUUACGGAUGAGUUUCGCACCAUUCCGGUUAAAGCUGUCAAGGGGCAUUGCACGGUCAUGGGUCUAUCAGCCUGGCUGCAAGGCACCAACCCUCUCUUUGCGGACGCCGAUAUCUAUGUGUGCCAAUAUGAGAUGCAAGGUUCCGCGCGCUGCCUCAAGUCCGUGACUCAAAAGUCCUUGACCGACUACAUCUCGCAUCACCCUUAUGUGGAAUUGCAAGGCACCAGACCCGAUAAACGCGCCCCAGCUGCGAGCCAGGAGCUGGCGCGUCAGCAGAAGCAACUGACCCAGCAAUGGUUGUCCAAAGGAAACGAGGCAGAUGCCUCAGACUCCGAGGCUGGCACGGAGGCGCUGCCGGCCGGCAUGCAGCCGCAGUUCUUGGGCUGGGUGUUCCCACGACAGUGCUUUGGAGUGGCCAUUAAUUUCGAGGGCAAGCGCUAUGCCGGGCUCUGCUUAGCGGAGGGGGCUUUUGCCGACUCGGUUCGCUUCGAAGGUGCAGCUUCGGCUCCAAGUAACGACAACGACGAGGUUAAGGUUAAGGACGAGACUCUCGAGGCCGCAGCUGAUGAUCGAGUGGGUGUCAAGCCACCGUCAGAUGGGUCGAAUGCACCAGUGUGCAGCACGUUGGUCAGCCUCAACCCACCGUGCACGCAUGUUGUGCACAAUGUGCGUGGAUUAGUUACGACGCUCGCCAACGGGCAUCGCCCGCCUUUGGUGAGCACGACUCCAAGCCAGAUCCAUUGUCCGUAUCGACUCUGUCGCUACGUGGGCCAGGAUGCCGUGAGCCUUGCCUUUCAUCUUCUGCAAAAGCAUAACACCGAUGAUGUUCUGGUGGCGGAGAACUCGAUGCGAACGGGCGACGUCAACACGGCUCAUGCGGAUUCGCCACCUCACUCGGAGUCGGACAAAUCCAAGGCUCGCGCUGCGAGCCGUGCCACGGCAUCCGGCCAUGCUCCAAAGUCGUCCACGACGCGAUCCACUGAAGGGCUCCUAUCAAGCCGCGAGUCCCCGGCACCCGAUGGGGUGGCUUCACCCGAAAAGGCGUCCAAACGCACAUCCUUGCGGUCCAAACGGGGCAGUCAGAGCCCGCAUGCGACCUCUCAAAAUGUCGAAGCAACCCCGCACCUCGAGGAGCACCCUGAACACGAAGUUUUGCGGCGAUUUUACAUUGAGCCCCGAGCUUUGCCAACCAAUGACACCUUUGACGUGGACGUGGUGGACCCUUAUCACUUUGUGCAGUGUGCCUCGCUGGGCGAGUUGAAGCGGUGGCCCAUGGGUAAGCCUCGUGGUAUCCGGACCGCCCGCCAGCUGCGCUCGCACCGCCGCACCCAGCGAUGGUCCGAUCUGAACUACAAGAAGGCCCAUCUGGGUACACGCUUCAAAGCCGAUCCCUUCGGUGGAGCGUCCCACGCCAAGGGCAUUGUUGUUGAGAAGCUCGGUGUCGAAGCCAAGCAGCCCAACUCGGCCAUUCGCAAGUGUGUGCGUGUGCAGCUGAUCAAGAACGGCAAGAAGAUCACGGCUUUCGUGCCCCGUGACGGUUGCCUCAACUUCGUCGACGAGAACGACGAAGUCCUCGUCUCCGGUUUCGGUCGUGCCGGUCACGCCGUCGGUGAUAUUCCCGGCGUCCGAUUCAAAGUUUGCAAGGUGUCCAACGUCUCCCUGCUGGCCCUGUACAAGCACAAGAAGGACAAGCCCCGUUCUUAAGUUGUUGUUGUUGUCGGGUGUUUUAUUGGCCGGCACAACAGGCUGACCCGGCUGCCCGCGGCUUGGGGAAGACGCCUCUCGCGUUUUCGUCAUCCCUUGAGCCAGGUCGGUCCAGCCCAGUCACAAAUUGAGCGGUUGACCGUU